Messenger RNA from Daldinia vernicosa, 1329 nucleotides. Its product is annotated as proline-specific peptidase. The transcript has 2 exons. Gene Ontology annotation, biological process: proteolysis. Bases 180 to 1145 code for a protein of 321 amino acids. Gene Ontology annotation, molecular function: peptidase activity. NCBI's taxonomy places the organism in Eukaryota, Fungi, Ascomycota, Sordariomycetes, Xylariales, Hypoxylaceae. The record is from RefSeq and is a predicted model, not a curated record.
GCGUCCUGUAAGGGAGAGAGCCGGACCGAUACGGAUGUUACACCCUGUUGGUAGUUGCACCAACCCGGGACCAACCGGCCAUUUGGACACACAACCUACUCCCGCUCUUUAUUUCAAUUCCCUUUACUUCACCUCACCAUUCCCCUCCCCUCCCCUUCAACAACCCUCGUCGCUAAACCAUGCCCGAAAUCCAAGUCCAAGAAGGCAAAGCGCCUUUCAAAAUCCCCUCAAUCGACGAGCCCUGCUUCACCUACUACAAGAUCAUCGGGGACCUCUCGACCGGCGCGCCCCCAGUCGUCAUAGCCCACGGCGGACCCGGCGCCGGCCACGAGUACCUGCUCUCCUUCGCCGACCUCUGGCCGCAAUACGGCCUGCCGGUAAUCUUCUACGACCAGAUCGGCUGCGCCGCCUCCGCGCACCUCCCGCAAAAAGCCGGCGACCAGUGCUUCUGGCAGGAACAGCUGUUCCAGGACGAGCUCGACAACCUGCUGGACCACCUCGACGUCGCGCGCCGCGACGGUCCCGGCUUCCAUCUCCUCGGCCAGAGCUGGGGGGGCAUGCUCGGCGCGGGGUUUGCCGCCCGCCGGCCCCGGGGGCUGCGGAGACUGGUCCUGGCCAGUGCGCUGGCGAGCAAGGAGCUAGCUACUCGGGGCACGCUUUUGUUGAGGGGGCAGAUGCCGCCGGGUAUGCAGAGGGCGCUCGACGAGGCUGAGCAGAAGGGCGAGUAUGAUAGUCCUGCUUAUAAGGAGGCGCUGGACUUCUACUAUAGGAAGCACGUGUGUCGUGCUGAUCCGUUUCCGCCGGCGGAGCUGCUGCCGGCUUUGAAGCAUCUUAGCGAGGAUACGACGGUGUAUCGGACAAUGAACGGCCCGUCACCUCUAACAGCAGACGGUUCUCUAAAUAACUGGACCGUCAUCCCCCGUCUCCCCAAAAUCACCUCUCCAACCCUCGUCUACAACGGCGAAUACGACACCUCGCACGACAUCGCCCAAGUCCCCUUUUUCGAGCUCAUCCCACGCGUUCGCUGGGUCACGUUCCCGGGCGGCGGCCACAUGUGCCAUCUGGAAGGCGGAGGGCUGCGAGAGAGGAUUCUGAAGGUCGUUGGCGAGUUUCUCACGCAGAAGGACGUUUCCGAGGCGCAAUGAUGUAAUUUGACUCUGGAAUUGAUAAUAGUCUUUCGAGGCUAUUCAGGUAGAUAGUCUACCCCUUAUUGUAUGUACUAUUACAUCGCAUAACACCAUAGCUUAAGAAAAACGCACAAAAGACCUUUCGCAUGUACGUACAGAGUAAAUUUUCUAUACAACAAUUCUAUUCAUGCAUGCCCUGCAA